Eutrema salsugineum is the source of this 2973-nucleotide messenger RNA. RefSeq lists its product as uncharacterized. Gene Ontology annotation, molecular function: RNA-DNA hybrid ribonuclease activity; nucleic acid binding. NCBI's taxonomy places the organism in Eukaryota, Viridiplantae, Streptophyta, Magnoliopsida, Brassicales, Brassicaceae. The transcript has 2 exons. Bases 1 to 2973 code for a protein of 990 amino acids. The record is from RefSeq and is a predicted model, not a curated record.
AUGGCGGCUCCGGUGAACAACGGUGAACUCAUCGCGAGGUUAAAUGAGUCACUUCGGGUCGCUUACGCCGCCGAAGAGAACUUCUGGAAGCAGCGAAGCCGAAAUUUAUGGCUGAGUUUGGGUGAUCGCAAUACCGGGUUCUUCCACGCGACAGCGAAAAGCAGAGCCACUGCAAACAACUUCGCCGUCAUUGAAGACGUGAAUGGAGUCCCGAAAUUUGAAGAGGAUCAAAUGGUUGAGGUGGUUGUCUCCUACUUCCAGAAGAUCUUCACGGCUGAGCAUUCCACUCGGCUCCCGAUUGUGGAAGAAGCCAUCUCACCCUCUGUUUCGACGGAGAUCAAUGAACAAUUGAUUGUAAUCCCUUCGCCGGAGGAAAUUAAGCGGGCGGUGUUUUCUAUUCAUGCCGACAAAGCCCCAGGCCCAGAUGGGUUCUCUGCGAGUUUUUUCCACUCAAAUUGGGACACGGUUGGACCCGAAAUUGUUACCGAAAUCCAAGAGUUCUUCUCUUCUGGUGUCCUGCCUCCAUCGUGCAAUGAAACGUUUAUCCGACUUAUUCCGAAGUGCUCAGGCCCCAAAAAGAUGUCGGAAUACAGACCGAUCGCUCUGUGCAACGUAUACUACAAAAUUAUAUCGAAAAUCCUCACCAAACGUCUGCAACCUCUGCUUCCUGAUCUCAUCUCUGAAAAUCAAUCAGCUUUUGUGGCGGGAAGAGCUAUCUCCGACAAUGUGCUGACAACGCAUGAAAUGCUUCACUUUCUCAAAACCUCUGAGGCCAAAGUUUACUGCUCCAUGGCGGUCAAAACCGACAUGAGCAAAGCUUAUGAUCGUUUGGAUUGGAACUUUAUCAGAGCCGUUCUUGUUAGGUUUGGGUUUCAUCACCGCUGGGUUGAAUGGGUAAUGCAAUCCAAGUUCUUUCCUUUGUGCUCUAAUGCUCAAGCUAAUGGAUCCCUCCAAGGCUUCAGAGCAGCUAGAGGUAGCCCAAGACUAAAUCAUCUGCUUUUUGCAGAUGAUACUAUGUUUUUUUGCAACACCAGCGAGUCAAACACAUUAACUCUCCUGGAUAUCCUCCAGAAAUAUGAAUCAGCCUCAAGGCAGGCCAUCAACCGAGAGAAAUCAUCUAUUAGCUUCUCACGGAAAACCCCGCCUCUCAUCAAAGACCGGGUUCAGAGAACCCUGCAAAUCUUCAAAGAAGGUGGAAUUGGCAAGUAUUUAGGCCUGCCUGAGCACUUUGGCCGCCGUAAAAAAGACUUGUUCACUGGGAUUGUUGAUAAGAUCAGACAAAAAUCUCUUAGUUGGUCAUCACGUUUCCUUUCUAGUGCAGGAAAAAUGGUUCUCCUGAAGAGUGUUCUCUCAGCUAUACCAAACUAUGCUAUGUCAUGCUUCAAGUUGCCAGGCUCCCUGUGCCACAGAAUCCAAUCAGCCCUUACCAGGUUCUGGUGGGAUGAUAAAAGAGGUAAAAAGAAGAUGUGUUGGAUCGCAUGGUCCAAACUGACUCGGGGUAAAGGCCAAGGAGGACUUGGUUUCAGGGACAUAUCCUGUUUUAAUGAUGCCCUUCUUGCCAAGCAAGGUUGGAGGAUCUUGACAAAACCUGAUUGCCUCCUUGCCCGGAUUCUGCUUGGUAAAUAUUGCAACGGCUCAAAUUUUCUAGACUGUGUUUGCCCUGCUUCGGCUUCCCAUGGGUGGAGAAGCCUUCUUAUAGGGCGUGACCUUCUUCGUGACCACUUGGGAUGGUCAAUUGGGAAUGGUAAAAGCGUCAAUGUCUGGUCGGAGGCUUGGCUCUCUUCAUCCUCCCAACUCUCCCCUGGAGGACCGGCCCCAAAAGACUCGCUGAACCUUAUGGUUUCUGACCUUCUGAACCCGACCACCAAUUCAUGGAAUACUCAGAAGGUCCAAGCUCAUAUUCCCUUGGUUAAAGACCUUGUCGUCCAGAUUAAGCCUAGCCUCCACAAUGCUGAUGACGUCCGUAUAUGGCUAAGGGACAAAUCUGGGGUUUACACCACAAAAUCGGGCUACUAUGUGGCUCUGGAGAAGUCAACUCAUUAUGUGGACGAACACCCCUUGGACUGGACCUCUGCAAUCUGGAACAUUUCCACGACUCCUAAGAUCAAAACCUUCUUGUGGAAAGCAAUGAGUGGAGCUCUGCCAGUUGGUGUAGCCCUGGCAAAACGAAUCCCGUCUAUUAACUUGGAGUGCACUAGAUGUCAUGCGCCGGAAACCCCUGAACACCUCCUUUUCCUCUGCCCUUUUGCCCAGGAAGUGUGGACACACGCCCCCUUUAAAUCGGCACCGUGGACCCUGGACGAUGAAGGAAUCGCGGCAAAAUGGAAUGAGGCGACCAAGGCAUCUUGUUUGGACUCUACGGAUAUCAACAAGGGCUCUCUUGCACCCUGGAUCUGCUGGAAUCUUUGGAAAGCCAGGAACAAGCUUAUCUUCAGCGAGAUCACCUUCUCAGUGGAGGAAGUUGUGCAGAAGGCCAUCUUGAAUGUAAAAGAAUGGCACAAGGAGACCCCGGAUAAAACCAAGGUUGCAAAACUGAUGGUGCUGGAGAGUACUCCGGACAGGCUGACGGAGACAAUAUGCCACACCGAUGCGGCAUGGAGGGAGGACGUUAGCAUGGCUGGUCUCGGAUGGACCCUGUCUCCCCAAAACGACCCUAGGACCCGACCCUUCUCCCAGGUGGAACUUUCCGUCUCUUCCCCUCUUGUAGCGGAGGGCCUCGCUUUGAGAGCUGCUUUGAGGCAUGCUCUUGGAGAAAAUAUAAUUUCAAUAUCGGUUUUAUCUGACUCCCAAUCCUUGAUCCGAGCUAUUUCUUCAGGUUCGAGCAUCUCGGAGAUCUACUCAAUUUGCGAGGACAUCAAGAUCCUUUCAGCUUGUUUCGAUCACAUCACUUUCAAGUGUAUCCCUAGGUCUCUUAAUUUAGCCGCUGAUGCUGCCGCUAAGUCGACCUUGUACGAGUACUCUGUUUCUGAUUAA